Molecule: messenger RNA, 2176 nt
Organism: Colossoma macropomum (tambaqui)
Lineage: Eukaryota; Metazoa; Chordata; Actinopteri; Characiformes; Serrasalmidae
Gene: cpne7
Product: copine VII
Exons: 15
Coding region: 36-1715 (559 amino acids)
Biological process (GO): cellular response to calcium ion
Cellular component (GO): plasma membrane
Molecular function (GO): calcium-dependent phospholipid binding
Source: RefSeq, a predicted model, not a curated record
UCUGGUUGGUCUUCCUCCCUCCAUACCGAGCCAGGAUGAGUGAGUCACAGGAAGCGUCCUCUCCUGUGGCCGGCAUUGGCGGCCCCGCUGCCUGUGUGACCAAAGUGGAGCUGCGUGUGUCCUGCAAGUCCCUGCUGGACCGAGACACACUCAACAAGUCAGACCCUUGCGUCAUGCUCAUGGUCCAAGCCCAAGGCCAGUGGACCGAGCUGGAUCGCACAGAGGUCAUCAAGAGUAACCUGAACCCAGUCUUUGCCAAGGUCUUACUGCUGGACUACUACUUCGAGGAAGUGCAGAAGCUGCGCUUUGAGGUCUACGACAUUCAUGGAACCCACAGCAUUGGAACUCGCGAUGACGACUUCCUGGGUGGCGUGGAGUGCACACUUGGCCAGAUAGUGGCGCAGAAAAAGAUGGUGAAGCCUCUGUUACUGAAAUACGGAAAAUAUGCCGGAAAAUCCACCAUCACGAUUCACGCCGAGGAGAUUUCUGGCAACAACGGAUACGUCGAACUCUCCUUUUGUGCCAAGAAGUUGGACGAUAAGGAUCUCUUCAGCAAGUCCGACCCCUUCUUGGAGAUUUAUCGGGUCAACGAUGACGGGACAGAACAGCUUGUACAUCGGACUGAGGUGAUCAAGAACAACCUGAACCCUGUUUGGGAGCCCUUUAAAGUCUCCUUGAUAUCUCUAUGCAGCUGCGACGAGGACAGAAAGUUGAGGUGCCUAGUGUGGGAUUAUGACUCCAGGGGGAAGCACGACUUCAUCGGUGAAUUCUAUGCCACGUUCAAAGAAAUGCAGAAAGUUUCUGGAGGAAACAAGGUCACUUGGGAAUGUGUCAACCCAAAGUACAAACUAAAGAAGAAGAACUACAAAAACUCUGGCCUGGUCAUUCUCACUGAUCUCAAGCUUCACAGACUCUACUCUUUCCUGGACUACAUCAUGGGGGGAUGCCAAAUACAUUUCACAGUUGCCAUUGACUUCACAGCAUCAAACGGAGACCCCCGCAAUAGCUGCUCACUGCACUACAUCAACCCAUACCAGCCAAACGAAUAUCUGAAGGCUUUGAUAGCUGUGGGCGAGAUCUGCCAGGAUUAUGACAGUGACAAAAGAUUCUCAGCUUUGGGCUUCGGGGCGAGAAUUCCACCCAAUUAUGAGGUGUCGCAUGACUUUGCCAUCAACUUUAAUCCAGAUGAUGAUGAAUGUGAAGAAAUUCAGGGGGUGGUGGAAGCUUACCAGAACUGCCUGCCCAAGAUUCAGCUCUAUGGCCCCACUAAUGUGGCCCCCAUUAUCAACAGAAUAGCCAAGCAGGCAGCUGGGAAGGAGCCCAUCAAAGACGCCUCACGAUAUCACAUCCUGCUGAUCCUCACGGACGGGGUAGUGACGGACAUGGCGGACACGCGAGAGGCCAUCGUACGGGCUUCUUACCAGCCCCUGUCCAUCAUCAUUGUGGGGGUGGGCAACGCCGACUUUACCGACAUGCAAAUCCUGGAUGGAGACGACGGGGUCCUGCGUUCUCCCAAAGGAGAACCCGUCCUGAGGGACAUUGUGCAGUUUGUGCCCUUCAGAGACUUCAAAACGGCUUCUCCUGCUGCCCUGGCGAAGUGCGUUCUUGCAGAGGUGCCCAAACAGGUAGUGGAGUACUUCAGUCACAAGGCCAUUUCACCAAUGAGUCCUGUGUUGGAUUCUACUCCAAACUCCAUCGCCAACACCCCAGAUUAACAUUUCCCUCCUGAGCCUUGACCUCCAAUGGGACCCUGUGCACCUCCUUCCAGUACUGGACCAGUGAAAGCAUGGUCAGAGGAGGGCCGCCACGGAGGAAAACCACCACCAACACCACAAAAAAACUAUAUUGUUGUGCCGAUUGCCAUUUUCCCCUGUUCGUAAAUAAGGUGUUUAUACAGACUGAAAGGACGGGUUUGAAGGCUGAAUUUUUGCCCUGGGUCUGGCGUUGUGCCUGCUUGAGCCUUUUCCCCUCCGCCUGCUGUACAGAGCCAUUGCAUGAGGACAUUUAGGCCAGUAAUCUGCACACGCCUCGCACCAGAGUCCUAGACCUUUGACUGCCGCUGGCUCUCUACUACUGCUCCACAAAGGCCACCUCUGCAUUUCUUUUUAAAUCCUAUGCCUUUCAGGACUCUUUCAGGCUUCGCCCAGCUUGCCCUGCUGUGCUCAUCUUCUCUUGC